AUGAAGAGUAGAGUAAUCCUAAGCCAUAGAGAGAGAAAAGAUAACAAUAAAGGCAUCUUCUGUAGUUAUACGCAGCUUGAGACCAUGGAGAGAAAGCCCUUUGAGGUUGACACGACGACCGAUGAUCACAAACCUUACUCCGCCGUCGAUGGCCGUGGUGCUGAUGUUACAUCGAAUGUCGAUUCGUUCGAGGAGGACCAAGAAAAACUCGUUUACAGAGGAUGGAAAGUCAUGCCUUUCAUCAUUGGUAAUGAGACAUUUGAGAAGAUUGGGAUCAUAGGAACACUAUCAAACCUUCUUGUGUACCUGACUUCAGUAUUCAACCUUAAAAGCUACACAGCUGCAACAAUCAUCAGUGCCUUUGCUGGCACAAUCAACUUCGGGACUUUCGUCGCUGCUUUCCUCUGCGACACUUACUUUGGUCGCUACAAGACUCUCAGUGUUGCUGUCGUCGCUUGUUUCCUGGGAUCGCUUGUGAUACUACUCACGGCUGCUGUUCCAUCAUUGCAUCCAACACCUUGCGGAAACAAGCUCUUGUGUGAAGGACCAGAUGGUGGACAGAUUGCGUUUCUCCUGCUCGGUUUAGCGCUUCUUGUGGUCGGCGCCGGCGGGAUCAGACCGUGUAACUUAGCGUUCGGUGCUGAUCAGUUCAAUCCGAAAUCCGAAUCCGGAAAGAAAGGGAUCAACAGCUUCUUCAACUGGUACUUCUUCACUUUCACGUUCGCUCAGAUCAUCUCGCUCACGCUAGUCGUGUACAUCCAGUCCAACGUGAGCUGGACGAUCGGUUUGAGCAUACCGGUCGGUCUGAUGUUCUUGGCUUGCAUCAUUUUCUUCGCUGGACAUAAACUGUAUGUGAAAGUGAAGGCAUCAGGUAGUCCAUUGGCUGGUAUACUUCAUGUCAUAGCAGCAGCGUUCAAGAAACGAGGGUUGAAGCAAGUGAAGCAGCCUUGGACCAAUCUUUACAACCACAUUCCUCCUAACUACGCAAACACUACUCUCAAAUACACCGACCAGUUUAGGUUUCUUGACAAAGCAGCGAUCAUGACCCCCGAGGACAAGUUGAAAUCAGAUGGAACGGCUUCUGAUCCAUGGAAGCUGUGUACGUUGCAGCAAGUGGAAGAAGUGAAAUGCAUGGUGAGAGUGAUUCCGAUCUGGUUCGCUUGCGCGGUUUACUACCUUGCGAUAACCAUGCAAAUGACUUAUCCGGUCUUUCAAGCGCUCCAGAGCGACCGGAGACUGGGUUCCGACGGCUUCAAGAUCCCCGCAGCCACCUAUGUAGUGUUCUUGAUGUCCGGCAUGACGGUGUUCAUCAUAAUCUACGACCGUGUCCUUGUCCCGUCGAUGAAAAGAGUGACAGGGCUUGACACUGGUAUAACACUCUUGCAAAGAAUCGGAUCUGGGAUCUUCUUUGCCGUGUUGAGCUUGGUGGUUUCCGGGUUUAUCGAGGAGCGGAGAAGAAACAUUGCGUUGACGAAACCGACUCUCGGGAUGGCGCCUCGCACAGGAGCCAUCUCCUCAAUGUCAGCGUUGUGGCUGAUCCCGCAGCUAUCGCUUGCAGGCGUAGCGGAAGCUUUUGCAGCCAUUGGACAAAUGGAGCUUUACUACAAGCAGUUUCCUGAGAACAUGAGGAGCUUUGCUGGUUCUCUCUUCUACGUCGGUGCGGGAGUUUCGAGCUAUCUUGCUAGCUUCUUGAUCUCAACUAUUCAUCGGACAACGGAGUAUUCACCUUCAGGGAAUUGGUUAGCUGAGGAUCUGAACAAAGGGAAAUUGGAUUACUUCUAUUUCAUGCUCGCAGGACUCAUGGUCGUUAACAUGAUUUUCUUCUUGGUAAUGGCUAAAUGGUAUAGAUACAAAGGCAGUAACGAUGAAGACGUUUCUGAGAUUGAGACUAAUGAAGAGAAGGCCAAGCAGCAGGAGAAACAAGACAAGAACUCUAUCUGA
This is a messenger RNA of Microthlaspi erraticum, 1941 nucleotides long. NCBI's taxonomy places the organism in Eukaryota, Viridiplantae, Streptophyta, Magnoliopsida, Brassicales, Brassicaceae. The record is from the annotation of a GenBank genome assembly.